CAAGCUAGCUGGUCAAGUCAUGUCUAACCUCUCCCUCCAUGACAAUCUACUCAAGAAGAAGGUGGAUUUGCCUUACCUAGGUUGCCAUACCGAGGAUGCAAUGGAUUUCCUGCUUGUGGAGACGCACCAGUUGCUCUACCGCUUCAACUCUUUCCCAUCCAUUGUACAAAAAUUUGGAAUCCCCAUAUCCACGGACAAGAUUGACAAGCUGCGUCUCGUAUCCAGUGCACUUGUGGGCAUCUCGGAGCUUAUCAAAAGGCACAAAUCUGCUGCUGCCAAGGGUUAUGGAGAUCCUUUGGACCGUGCCGGCUGGGAUGCUACCUGGGGAAGCUCGACAGGGACACAUGGUGUCUUUGACGACAUAACGACAUUGAGUCCUAUGCAGUUCACGGCUUACACGCCUGGAAUCAUCCCAUUAUCUUCUGUCCCUGGCCCUGCCUUGCAGAUCUACUCAAUCAAACUCAUUAAGCUCAACCCUAAUCUGAGUUGGCCUAUUGAUGUCUACGGCAUGGUUGCUGUACGGGACGGUUUUGACCACAACCUCAACAUUCUCUUCCGCCGGUCAAGUGCAAACUGCCAAAGAAUUAAGAAAGAGUACCCUUUUUUGCACUUGAUUGGCCCGUCUCGUGCAAUUGUGGCUGGCGAACCUGUUUUGUUUCAAAUUGAACUGAAAUUGAAGUGUGGAGCACAGUUUGAAGAUAAAGCAUCAUUCACUGCCAACCAAAAUUACCACCCCGUCAUGCGGUAUCACGACACCAUGGAGAUCCGCAAUUGCUGUUGUACAGCAAAGAUAAGACUUGGGCGAGUUUCUCCAGCAAUCCAGGCCACAAUUGUAGGUGUUCGUGUGGUUGAAGGGCUGUGGCCUUUUAAGUAUGGAUGUAAAGUUUCUUGCUUGUUUUCUCCUGUUGAUGCAACGAAGGGACGUGCGGAAGAAGUCGUCUUGCUUGACUACCAUGCUAAAAGGAUGUGUGCAGGAUCAGAUGGGUGUCUUUCUUUGUCAAGAAAUGUUGUGUCAGUGGCAAAGCAGGGCACACUUCGAGUCAUCGUUGGAGCUUACUCAAAGUCCGGACUCAACAAAAAUCGAGAAUUUCACGCCGAAUUCCGUAUCCAGGAGUCCCAGACAGAUAGUUGUAGAUGCUCAGUUGAUGGCUCCACAUUGGAGAUAGUUGUAGCUUGGUCUCGCAUUGUCAUGGACAAGUAUGAGCAUGUAUUCGUUGGUUAUUGAAGGUCCAAGCGAGGUAAUGUAAUGGAGAAAAGGUCUAAGAGCUUAUAUGUUAUUAAUUUGGUAAGUCUGAACCAAUAACUAAUUUGUUG
Messenger RNA from Hordeum vulgare subsp. vulgare (domesticated barley), 1314 nucleotides. RefSeq lists its product as uncharacterized. The transcript has 4 exons. Lineage: Eukaryota; Viridiplantae; Streptophyta; Magnoliopsida; Poales; Poaceae. The record is from RefSeq and is a predicted model, not a curated record. Bases 20 to 1225 code for a protein of 401 amino acids.